AAAAAACUAUCUAAAGAGUCAUUGGUCAUGAACACAAAUUGUAUGCACUCAUGAUGUUUUAUAUGAAUUCAACUAUGAUUAAAUAAAUACAUCUGCUUUAAUUUUCAAUAUGCUGUUUUGCAUGAAAAAGAACAUGGGAAUUGACUUAUACAAUUGUGAGAAAGUGCUCAUGCUACUCAUAUUGCACAACAAACUAUUAAAUUAACAUUAACGUGCAUGUUGAUAUUAUUGAGGGCUAGAACGCUUAAAAUGAAAGUGUGGCUAUUAAAUAUUUUGCAGUGUUGAUAUUGUAUACUGUUUUGUCAUCAUAACCUAUAUUAGUGACACUCAGGCUUGUUGUCAUUUUAAAGCUGGCUUUUCUGAAUUGGUUUAGCUGUGGGUGUUUUCAAAGAUGUUGUUGCUGGAGGUGCUGAGCUGGUGCUGCCAUCUGCACUUCAGUCUGGUGGCAUCUACUAUGGCCUACAUAGAAGCUGGUGUGCUCUCGUCUCUCCGAAGCUUCACCACGGCCCUCACCUGUGUGCUCCACUGUUUCUCCUGCGAGUCGUCCUGGGCUGACCGGCCCUUCCUGCUCCGCCCCCGAGCCGUCUCUCCCGCCACAGUCACCAUGACACGCUCCAAAACCUUCCAGGCCUACCUGCCCAACUGCCAUCGCACCUACAGCUGCAUACACUGUCGAGCACACCUGGCCAACCAUGAUGAGCUCAUCUCAAAGUCUUUUCAAGGGAGUCAAGGCAGGGCCUACCUCUUCAACUCAGUGGUGAAUGUGGGCUGUGGGCCGGCAGAGGAGAGGGUACUGCUGACCGGUCUCCACGCGGUGGCCGAUAUCUACUGUGAGAACUGUAAAACCACUCUGGGCUGGAAAUACGAGCAUGCCUUUGAAAGCAGUCAGAAGUACAAGGAGGGCAAGUUCAUCAUCGAGCUGGCCCACAUGAUCAAGGACAACGGGUGGGACUGAAAGCCCUGGACUCCCCACGGCCCAUAACGCUGGAAAGAGACGUGCAGCAUAUGAAUAAUUAGUUUCAUUAUCUGGCUGUAACUUCCUCCCUGGAAAUCUCUCUACCUGACACACACCUCUAAACCGUGAGGGUUCAAGGUUCAUAGCAGCUGCGCUACCCAUGUCCUGUGUGUAUAUACGAACGAAUGUGUGCCAGCUAGACACCAAGUGUUUCUAUUAUGUGAGUAUUUUCCUAUUCAGUUCAAGGGAGUGCGUGUGUGCAAAUCGAGGCACAAAUUGACAUUUGCUUUCCUCUGGGUUGGCCAAGGUCACAGUUUUGUCCCACACUCAGGUUUAACUAAUGGCUGGAUCCAUGGUGAAGAAAGGUUAAAAGACGAACCCAUGUAGCACGGCACCUUUUAACUCAUCUGAGGCGAAAACACACUCAAACAGAAGCGUCGUCCAUUUGUUUCCCUUUCUUUUCUUUAGUCUCUUUAUUUCCUCCAGUCACUUGCAUGUUGUGUAUUUAUUGAUCUGUUACGUUUUAGGGAAGUUGCGUUUAUGGUAAACUGUAGCAACCACAGUGGUCUUAGUUUGACCUAUAUAGCGGAAGUAGCAACGUUUGAUAAGAGGUUUGUACGUACACUUCCUCUCCAGAUUGUGAUCUGUCUCUGUUUGAAUGUGAUUAUGGAGUAAAUGAGGCAUUCGUGUGCCAUUUAUAGGGCACAGGUCGCGUACAUUAGCUAGAGCUAAGUCUUUCGCCCUAGCCGCAGCUGUCAGCUUUGAAAGGGAACUGAGGCGUUCUCAAAGCCUGUGAUGUCCCCUUUGGUCUCAUUAGUUCCUGCCAUUAAAUCACAAAUCAAGUGGUAAACCAGACUUUCUCACCACGUGUUUUGGGGAAGAAAGUGAUCAACAACUUGUAAAUGUGGCCUCUAAACGAGGUAAUCCAGAUGGGGCUCGUAAAUAAAAAGCCUUUGCGCAACCAAAGACUCUUUCAUCACCUACGCUGACCAAACGGAGUUCGAUUUCCUGAUUUAAGCCCCGUUCACACCAAGCACAGUAACAGUAAUAAUAAAUAUAACGUUUUAAAACUUGUUGUAAUUCUGUGAGGAUAGUAACAUUAAGGACACAGAGGAACAAUAAUGAUUUUUGUUUUAGCUGACGAACGCUAAAAACAUUGACAGCCAAUCAAGAAAGCACUUGACUUUAACAAGCAUGAGCGUUUAAAGUGAGAGACAACAUUAAUGCAGUGCUUGCUUAUAAUGAACAGAAAUUAGCAUUGGCUGGUGUAGUUAUCAUUAUAGUUAUUGUUCUUGGUGUGAACUGACCUUUAGAUGCAUUGUUGUUGUGUCUUUUGGUUCAGUUGAAUUGUCAUGUGCAGAACAAGUCGAUUUUUCUUUGAUUUAGGUGUUUUGGAUGUUAACGUAUAAUGUCUUAUUUUGAGUAUGUAUUUAUGAUCAGUCUUUACGUAUUGUUUUAGCACUCAAUCUUACAUCUGUGUAUUUAUCGUUCUGCGGGACCGCUCCACCUAUUCCAACAAUUUU
Messenger RNA from Carassius carassius (crucian carp), 2478 nucleotides. RefSeq names its product protein yippee-like 1. Bases 392 to 955 code for a protein of 187 amino acids. Lineage: Eukaryota; Metazoa; Chordata; Actinopteri; Cypriniformes; Cyprinidae. The transcript has 5 exons. The record is from RefSeq and is a predicted model, not a curated record.